Messenger RNA from Serinus canaria (Common canary), 2030 nucleotides. RefSeq names its product SH3 domain containing GRB2 like 3, endophilin A3 (gene SH3GL3). Bases 362 to 1318 code for a protein of 318 amino acids. The record is from RefSeq and is a predicted model, not a curated record. The transcript is spliced from 11 exons. Gene Ontology annotation, biological process: synaptic vesicle uncoating; endocytosis. NCBI's taxonomy places the organism in Eukaryota, Metazoa, Chordata, Aves, Passeriformes, Fringillidae. Gene Ontology annotation, cellular component: glutamatergic synapse; cytoplasm; presynapse. Gene Ontology annotation, molecular function: protein binding.
AGGUGCUGAAUUCUUUGCAUUACUGCCCAUCUGACAACAUUAAAAAAUAUUACAAUCACAGAUUUGGCUAAUUAAGAGCAGUCCAGUGUCCCCAUUAAGGAACAACAGCCAGAGACUUAGCAAAGUGAGGACAGAAGGUAUGUGCAGUAUCAUGGAGAAGCAUGUGGAAUACAAACACAGGAAGGAGACAAGAAAAGCAAAGAUCUGCAUAAUGAUAAUCCUUACAGACCAUUAAUGGAUACCACACCAUGUCUGAGAGUCUUGCUCACUGUUGUUUGUAGUUGCUCUUGUCCUGGAUCAGCUAUUCAGUGAAAAAAUAAGUGGAGCAGAAGGAACAAAGUUAGAUGAGGAAUUUCAAGAGAUGGAAAGGAAAAUUGAUAUUACUAAUAAAGCUGUAACAGAGCUUCUGUCCAAAUCCACGGAGUACCUUCAGCCAAAUCCAGCAUACAGGGCCAAGCUGGGGAUGCUGAACACUAUGUCAAAGAUCAGAGGACAAGUUAAAGCCACAGGCUACCCCCAGACAGAGGGACUCCUGGGAGACUGCAUGAUACGGUAUGGCAGAGAGCUGGGCGAUGAGUCUAUGUUUGGCCUUGCACUACUGGAUGCUGGUGAGAGCAUGAAGCAAAUGGCAGAAGUGAAGGACUCUCUUGAUAUUAAUGUCAAACAAAAUUUUAUUGAUCCUCUACAGUUAUUGCAGGACAAAGAUUUAAAAGAGAUUGGGCAUCACUUGAAGAAACUGGAAGGACGCCGCUUGGAUUACGAUUACAAAAAGAAGCGUUUUGGAAAGAUACCUGAUGAAGAAGUUAAACAAGCAGUAGAAAAAUUUGAAGAGUCAAAGGAACUGGCUGAAAGAAGCAUGUUCAAUUUCUUAGAAAAUGAUGUAGAACAAGUCAGCCAGUUGGCCGUGUUUGUAGAGGCAGCACUCGAUUACCAUAAACAAUCCACAGAAAUUUUGGAGGACCUGCAGAGCAAGCUGCAAAACCGGAUAAAUGUAGCAUCUAGUCGGCCUAAGCGGGAAUUUAAGCCAAAGCCUGUAAUAACUACAACUCUGGAAAUUGGUGAUAAUCAGCAGCACAAUGGGAUUGCCUAUAGUUCUUCCAUAAAAUCAUCAGGUUCUUCAGUGCACAUGGAUCAGCCUUGCUGCCAAGCUCUCUAUGACUUUGAGCCAGAAAAUGAAGGCGAGCUUGGAUUUAAGGAAGGGGACAUCAUAACUUUGACCAAUCAGAUCGAUGAGAAUUGGUAUGAGGGGAUGUUAAAUGGAGAGUCUGGCUUCUUCCCCAUUAAUUAUGUUGAAGUGAUAGUUCCCUUGCCUCAGUGAUCGUGUCAUUCGAGCUGUGAACAUGAUUUCAUGACUGAAAUGGAUUCACAAAUGUUCUGUCAGUGUGGCAUUCUGUGAAAGCCUUGCUAUUUGACUGACUUACUGACUUUUGUAUGCGUCUUUUUAAAAUGUAUUUAUUUUAUAUUCAAAAAAAUUUCACCUUCCCUGAUUUGUCAACCUGCAAAAAAACCCAUACCCAGUUUUUUUGCUUUGUGCCUUGAAGAUCACUGUAUGAAGUGUUUACUGGUAGCUCACUGUUGCUCCAAAACUGCAUUUCCUUGCUAUUAUUGUAUGUGGGUUUUUUUUAUCUUUGGCUGCAAUGAUUUUACUAUUGAAAACCAUUUUAAAAAAUACUGUUAGUGAAGCUAACUGUAACCAGUUCCUCAGUUACUGAUGUCCUUGAGCUGUUUUCAUCUAUCACACCAUAAUUUAUUGUGAACAAGUUAAUUCAUCUUUUGCAUUGUAUGUUGACAAAAGGCAAAGUGGUUGUUGUCAAUAUUAAGAUGAUGUUGUACUAAGUACAAGUUCUCAGCAUUGAAAAUUGGUAUAAUUUACUGACCAAACUGAAUAAAUAUUUCUGUGGGAUAAGAAAAGUGGUUGCUGCUUCUGUACUGAUAGUUCUGGCACUUGUUUGAGCAGGAGGCCACUGUUGCUGAAUAGAGCAGCUUUCAGUGACAAAAACAAUACAUGAAUAAAGAAAGUAUUAGUUUUA